UUUCCGUGAAGUCGACACAGAUGAGAGACCGAAGAAGUCCGUGGCGGAAGGAGUUGGAUCCUAGUUAAGAUUCUCUAAUAAAUGCCCCCUUUUAAAGCUAAGGGUGGGGCGCUUCCGCCGUCUUCCCAGCUUCAGUCGGACAGGCGCCGCCGCGGAGAGUCUUCUGGAAGGAUCCGCGCGAUGGCCGCCCAGGGAGAGCCGCAGGUCCAGUUCAAGCUCGUCCUGGUGGGCGACGGCGGCACCGGGAAGACGACGUUCGUGAAGCGCCACUUAACGGGCGAGUUCGAGAAGAAGUACGUAGCCACCCUGGGCGUGGAGGUGCACCCGCUGGUCUUCCAUACCAACAGAGGGCUCGUCAAGUUCAACGUGUGGGACACGGCCGGCCAGGAGAAGUUCGGGGGCCUGCGCGACGGCUACUACAUCCAAGCCCAGUGCGCCAUCAUCAUGUUUGAUGUAACAUCGAGAGUCACUUACAAGAAUGUCCCUAACUGGCACAGAGCUCUGGCACGGGUGUGUGAAAACAUCCCCAUUGUAUUGUGUGGCAAUAAAGUGGAUAUUAAGGACAGAAAAGACAAGGCGAAAUCUAUUAUCUUCCACCGAAAGAAGCAUCUUCAGUACUAUGACAUUUCUGCCAAAAGUAACUACAACUUUGAAAAGCCUUUCCUGUGGCUCGCCAGAAAGCUCAUCGGAGACCCUAACUUGGAGUUUGUUGCCAUGCCUGCUCUCGCCCCGCCUGAGGUGGUCAUGGACCCAGCUUUGGCAGCGCAGUACCUGCACGAUUUAGAGGUUGCUCAGACGACCGCCCUCCCGGAUGAGGAAGACGACCUGUGAGAAAGCGAAGCUGGAGCCGCCCUGCGUCAGAAGUCUAGUUUCAUAGGCAACUGUCCUGUGAUGUCAGCGGUGCAGCGUGUGUGCCUCCUUAACUAGCUAAGCAGGUCGUGUGCUUCACUGGAUGCUGAAGGAGACGAAUGGGCUUCGGAGUGAAAGUGGCAGUUAAAACAUACCUUCUUUGUUGAAUGUGACAGUUAAAACAUACCUUCAUUUCUUUUUUUUUUUUUUUUGGACUUGCAUAUCUACCUGUUUGGAACACAGUUGUUUCCUUCCUGAAUUUCAAAAACAAGACUGCAACAGUCACAUCACACUAUUCAGUCGGUGGUGACAUCUUGUUUGUUACUGUCAUUCCCAUUCUUUUUGUUGAGAAUCAGAAUAAAGUUGUAUUUCAAA
This is a messenger RNA of Mesocricetus auratus (golden hamster), 1224 nucleotides long. Its product is annotated as GTP-binding nuclear protein Ran-like. Gene Ontology annotation, biological process: ribosomal subunit export from nucleus; protein import into nucleus. Gene Ontology annotation, molecular function: GTP binding; GTPase activity. The transcript has a single exon. The coding region runs from base 82 to 831 and encodes 249 amino acids. Gene Ontology annotation, cellular component: cytoplasm; nucleus. The record is from RefSeq and is a predicted model, not a curated record. NCBI's taxonomy places the organism in Eukaryota, Metazoa, Chordata, Mammalia, Rodentia, Cricetidae.